This is a messenger RNA of Medioppia subpectinata, 444 nucleotides long. The record is from the annotation of a GenBank genome assembly. NCBI's taxonomy places the organism in Eukaryota, Metazoa, Arthropoda, Arachnida, Sarcoptiformes, Oppiidae.
AUGGAGUCUGCGUUCGGCAAAAUCCACGAUUUCGAUCGAUUCGAUUCGACAUUCUUCGGACUCCCGAAGCAGUUCACCGAAAUGAUUGACCCUCAGGGACGGCUGCUAUUGGAGGUGGUCUACGAGGCCAUUGUCGACGCCGGUGUAAAUCCACAAGAUUUGCGUGGUAGUAAGACGGGUGUAUACGUUGGCGUAUCCCUAUAUCCUAAUCUCGAUGGUAACGCCGAUGAAAUUCAACCCGAUUUGGUGCACACUAUACACAAGGCGUCGAUGCAAACGCUGGCCAAUACGAAAUCAAUAUACGCCAGCCGUAUAUCAUUUGUGUUUGAUUUUAAGGGCCCGUCACUGAUAGUGGACACCGCCUGUUCGGCCAGUAUGACCGCCACUACGCUGGCUAUGAAUGACUUGAGACUCGGUAUGCAAUCUGUCAGUGUGAGUAGCGUG